AUGGCUUUCCCAAGGCCUAAACCCACUACUGAGCGCGCCAACCCUCCCUUCAACGUCCGCAAGCUCGCUGCCACGAUGCAGGGCUCGGAGAAGUCGCUCAAGCUCAAGGAGAAGUUUAUGGCCGAGAUCGCGCGCCACCCGGCUUUCCGCAACAACGACAUUCACGACCUGACCAAGGACGAGGUUCGCGAGCGCACCGCCGAGAAGUUCGCUUCUAUGGUCUACUUCUUCACUUCCGAGUCGAUCGAGGCCUUCCAGGAGCGCAUGGCCCUCAUCUCCAUCGCUGACCCUGCGUUCUGGACGCGUUUCGGUGUCCACUUCGGUCUCUUCCUCGGCGCCCUCCGCUCGAAUGCUACCCCUAACCAGCUUUCGUACUGGAUUGAGAAGGGAGCUCUCGGCCUCAACGGCGUCAUCGGAUGCUUCGCCAUGACUGAGCUUGCCCACGGCUCCAACGUCGCUGGUCUCGAAACCGAGGCCGUCUACGACCACAACUCUGACGAGUUCGUCAUCCACACCCCUCACCUCGGUGCCACCAAGUGGUGGAUCGGCGGUGCCGCCUCUACCUGUACCCACGCCGCCGUGUUCGCUCAGCUCAUUAUCGAUGGCAAGAAGCACGGUGUCAAGACUUUUGUCGUCCAGCUCCGCGACACUGAGACCUUCCGCCUUCUUCCCGGUGUCACUAUCGGCGACAUCGGUAAGAAGAUGGGCCGCGACGGUAUCGACAACGGUUACAUCCAGUUCACCUACGUCCGCGUUCCCCGCGCUCAUAUGCUCAUGAAGUACACCCAGGUCUCGCGCAAGGGUGAGGUCACUGAGCCUCCUCUCGCCCAGCUCACCUACGGUGCUCUUCUCGGUGGCCGUACCUCGAUGGUCGCCGACUCGUCGAACACUGCCAAGAAGGCGCUCACCAUUGCCGUCCGCUACGCCGCCGUUCGUCGCCAGUUCGCUUCCGAGGGCAAGGCUGUUGAGACUCAGCUCCUCGACUACCCCAUCCACCAGCGUCGUCUGCUUCCCUUCGUCGCUCAGGCCAUUGCCAUCGGUUUCACCGGCCAGAAGCUCAACGCCAUGUACACGGACAUGACCGAGUCGCUCGAGCGUCUGGAGCCCGGAGACCCCUCGCUCAUGGAGACGAUCGAGAAGCUCAAGGAGACGCACGCGACCUCUGCCGGUCUCAAGGCGUUCUGCACCUGGGCGUGUCUCGACACGAUCGAGAAGUCGCGCCAGACCCUCGGUGGCCACGGCUACUCUGCCUACUCCAACCUUCCCGCCAUGUACGCCGACUUUGCCGUCCAGUGCACGUGGGAGGGUGACAACACCAUUCUCGCUCUUCAGGCUGGACGUGCUCUCGUCAGCGCCUACUCUGCCGCUGUUUCGGGCAAGAAGGUCGCCCCUGGCGUCGCCUACCUCGCGGACCCUAAGACGCUCUCUGCCAAGAGCGACGGCUCGUUCUCGCUCGCCGACAUCCAGAAGGCUUGGGAGUGCGUCGCCGCCAACGCCGUCAAGCGCGCUGCUGCCGAGUACGCGCUCUUCCGCAAGGAGGGCAUGAACAAGCACGACGCCAUGGAACGCUGCUCGCAGGCCCGUUUCAUUGCCGCCAAGCUGCACACCACCGGCUACAUCUUCAAGAUGUUCCGUGCCGCCGUCGAGGAGAUGGAGGCAUCGCCCGAGACGGACGUCCUCCGCACGAUUGCGCACCUCUACGGCCUGUGGCAGAUCGAGGAGCUCCAGGGCCCCUUCCUGAAGUACGGCUACCUCACUGGCGAGCAGAUCGACUCGAUCUCGCUCAAGGUCAACGACCUCUGCCUCGAGGUGCGCCAGUACGCUGUGCCGCUGAUCGACUCGUUCGCGCUCUCGGACCACAUCAUCAACUCGCCCCUCGGCAAGUGGGACGGCGCCAUCUAUGAGGCCUACUUUGCCCAGGUCCAGGCCUCCAACCCCCUUCCGAAGGAGCACCCGUACUUCACGCGCCUCAUCAAGCCGCUCCUCGACCGCCAGCCCGGCGACCUCGAGGACGCCGGCGAGGAGAUGGGCCUCGACGACGAGAUCACCUCGCUCGCCGAGGCGAGCAAGCAGGCCAUCAAGGCCGCCAAGGCGGCCAAGGCGGCUAAGAAGCAGCAGAAGUAA
This is a messenger RNA of Trichosporon asahii var. asahii CBS 2479, 2124 nucleotides long. Its product is annotated as Acyl-coenzyme A oxidase I. Gene Ontology annotation, cellular component: peroxisome. Bases 1 to 2124 code for a protein of 707 amino acids. The transcript is spliced from 4 exons. Gene Ontology annotation, biological process: fatty acid beta-oxidation using acyl-CoA oxidase; lipid homeostasis. Gene Ontology annotation, molecular function: acyl-CoA oxidase activity; FAD binding; fatty acid binding. The record is from RefSeq and is a predicted model, not a curated record. Lineage: Eukaryota; Fungi; Basidiomycota; Tremellomycetes; Trichosporonales; Trichosporonaceae.